GAGCCACGCCCGGCCGGGCUGUGCUUCAUUCCCUUGAAGAGCCAAGGUCAUCACGGACUCGGCAGUUACAGCCACUUCCCGGCUCCUUUCCUGCGUCUCCUGCCGUCUGAGGUUGAUGUCAUUGGGCCUGCAGCUCACAGUCCUCCUGUGGUCUGUGCUUUCAUCUGCUCUGGUCUGGGAAUGUAGAGGUCACUUGAAGUGACUGAAAACAAGUCAAUUUUUUAUUUAAAUUCCUGGUUAUUGGAAAUGCAGGAACUGGCAAGUCAUGCUUACUUCACCAGUUUAUUGAAAAGAAAUUCAAAGACGACUCGAAUCAUACAAUAGGAGUGGAAUUUGGUUCAAAGAUAAUAAAUGUUGGUGGCAAAUACGUAAAGCUACAGAUAUGGGACACCGCCGGCCAAGAACGAUUCAGGUCUGUGACCAGAAGCUAUUACAGAGGCGCUGCAGGGGCUCUCCUCGUCUAUGACAUCACCAGAUGCCCGAAUGCUAGCAAGUCAGAACAUCGUGAUAAUCCUCUGCGGGAACAAGAAGGACCUGGACGCAGACCGGGAAGUUACCUUCUUAGAAGCCUCCAGAUUUGCUCAGGAAAAUGAGCUGAUGUUCCUGGAAACAAGUGCACUGACGGGAGAGAAUGUAGAAGAAGCCUUUGUACAAUGUGCCAGGAAAAUACUUAACAAAAUCGAAUCGGGUGAGCUGGACCCAGAGAGAAUGGGCUCAGGUAUUCAGUAUGGAGAUGCUGCCUUGAGACAGCUGCGGUCACCGCGUCGCUCACAGGCCCCCAGCGCUCAGGAGUGUGGCUGUUAGAAGCAGCGUGGGAGAGCAGAGGUGAUCGCACAGUGAUGUUUGGGACACAGUUGUUGGAGCUUGAAGUUUUUCACCAUCACCUUCUACUCUAUACAGAAGUAGAUCUUUGUGCGGGAGGGAAAGCGCCUUGGGUGUUACGUAAACUAGUGAAUGGGGCACCACGAACCACGCGGUGAACCUGAGUCAGUGGACAGUACGUCAGGUGUGUACACGUAUGUAAAGUUUGCUGUUCCGUAGUUGCCCCUCCUCCUUUGGUUAAGUCCUGGCUCUGUACUGUAUAUAUCGAGCCCGCGCCAUCUCUGCAGCAUGGUAUCUGAUGUAUGAUAUAAUAGAACGUUACACUAAACGCGGUCCAAUAUUUUAUUUUUUUUAAUCAUAUGAACUAAAACCUGUUGACGUGCGGUGUGCACUGAUCAUGUUAUGCACGGUGGUUUAACUCAUGACCUGCUCCUCAGACUCUGGCUUCAGGCCAGUGCAGUGCUUGUUUCAUUCCAUUUGCCGUAGCCCACGAGGCGGUUACGUGACCCACGCUGGAAACACUAGAUCAGUAGUUAUCUCAUACCGAAAUAAAAUCACAAUGGAGUUUUUCUAUGAACUUGACUCUGUCCAGCACUCUGUUGAUUUUAAAGCAUCUUCAUGCAGAUCAGUGCGGGAAGGGAGGCCUGAGCACUGCUGUCUUAGGCGCUGGGAUCAACACCAGGACUCUGGGACCUUGAACCAAACUUACCAGGCAGCUGAUUCUGCUCUCGGCUGUUGUUGAUGCCACAGAGCCUGGAACCUUGGGCUGCACACCUGUCCCCGGGCUGCUGAUCUGUCUGGUCUUCCUGCUAGAAAACACCGUUUGCGACUGUGCUGUUUCUGGGAUUCGGUAUUAUAGCAUCACUGCCUCUUUUUUAAGCCUUUUAUUAUUUUGUGUUCCUUUUAAGGAAACCCACUAAAGCAAGUCAAUAUUAAAGGGAUACCACUAAGAAAUUCCUGUAUAGCUUUUGCCGAAUUCUUAAUUGCCUUAGUACAGUUACUAAGUCAACAAGUUUUUAAUUCAUCUGAGGUUUACUGUAUAAUGUAUAUUAUAUUGCAAAGACUUGUUCUGAUAUUUUAAAAUGUCAAUGCAAAAAAUAUAUAAGAACUUUCCUUUUGAGUUGAAAUACAGCGUUACUUAAGGCUGGA
Messenger RNA from Miniopterus natalensis, 1971 nucleotides. RefSeq names its product RAB4A, member RAS oncogene family (gene RAB4A). Gene Ontology annotation, molecular function: GTPase activity; GTP binding. NCBI's taxonomy places the organism in Eukaryota, Metazoa, Chordata, Mammalia, Chiroptera, Miniopteridae. Gene Ontology annotation, biological process: Rab protein signal transduction. The record is from RefSeq and is a predicted model, not a curated record.